Molecule: messenger RNA, 1077 nt
Organism: Marasmius oreades (fairy-ring Marasmius)
Lineage: Eukaryota; Fungi; Basidiomycota; Agaricomycetes; Agaricales; Marasmiaceae
Exons: 2
Coding region: 123-755 (210 amino acids)
Source: RefSeq, a predicted model, not a curated record
CCCGCUCUGAAUAUUUGUACGAAAGACACCCAUGUAUCGUCAACAACCACCUAUAUAUCCAGCAGCAAGCCUAUGCACCACCUCUCGCACAAUCAAGUGUCGUUGACCAGCGUUAUAGUCCAAUGGCGGCAACUGUAAAUCCCCUUCCACCUUUUGGUAUGCCUCUCUUAGGAGGAAGCACCAGGCGACAGUCUUUUCCCGUUGUACCUCAACCACAAUACCUUGCUUCCCCAAUGACGCAGAAUGUCGGGUACGCGGGUUCAUCUGUGAUCCCACAGGUACCAGGUGGAUAUGGAGCAGCUAGCUAUUCGGAUUCAGGAGUUUAUGGAGGCACGUACAAUACCGGCGGGUAUGGUAGAAGUGGAUACGGAGCAGCUAGCUAUCCGGAUCUGGGAAGUUAUGGAAGCGCGUACACUGGUAGCGGGUAUGGUGGAGGUGGAUAUGGAGCAGCUAGCUAUCCGGACGUAGGAAGUCCUCGCGGCGCGUACACUGGUAAUGGGUAUGGCGGGUAUGGUGGUCCAUACCUGAUGCCUCCGCGACAAAACAAUCCAUCCGUCAUCAUCAUCGACAACGGUCGAAGGAGACACCGAAGCCACAGCCAUGGGGGACAUCACCAUCAUCACGGUCACGGUCACGGUCACAGCCACAGCCACAGUCGUAGUCAUAGUCAUAGUGGCCGUGCGCAGUAUGCAGAUAUCGAGUAUCCUGGAAAUCAUGGAUCAUUAAGAAGGAUGAGAAGUUGCGAUUCGCUUUGAUGAUACCUCCAGAGCUACCUUCAAUCUUUAUUGUUAUUGUAAUAAUUUUAUCUAUUGCAUUUCUUUGUACAUCUUCAUUUGUUGGUGCAUGAUUUGUACGCAAAUUUUGUUGUCGAUUGCUCAAGGGUUUCAACUGUCUAAUUUAGCGGUAGCGAGGCAACAAGUCAAAAAGAUGAAAAAUCUGAGUAAAGCAAGGGCCGUGAGUGACCGUCGUGGCAGUAACAGACAACGAUAAUCCAGAUAGCGUAAACAAGUUCCAAGAGUGGCGGGAGCCAUUGAGACCAGAGUAACACAGGAAGAAAAUCAGGCCGGACGGACGAAG